UUGAAGUCCUCUUCGUUAUUUUGGUAGAAAAGAAAAAGAAGAGGAACAGAGAAGCUUACUAAGCUCGACAGAGAGAGACAGAUGUCUGACGAGGAGCACCAGUUCGAAUCCAAGGCCGAUGCUGGGGCUUCCAAGACCUACCCUCAGCAGGCUGGUACCAUUCGCAAGAAUGGUUACAUAGUCAUCAAGGCCAGGCCUUGCAAGGUUGUUGAAGUCUCCACUUCAAAAACUGGCAAGCAUGGUCAUGCAAAGUGCCACUUUUUUGCAAUUGAUAUUUUUAAUGGAAAGAAACUUGAAGAUAUUGUUCCUUCAUCCCACAACUGUGGUGUUCCUCAUGUCAACCGUACCGACUACCAGCUGAUUGAUAUCUCUGAAGAUGGUUUUGUGAGUCUUUUAACUGAAAAUGGAAACACCAAGGAUGAUCUGAGGCUUCCCACCGAUGAAAGUCUGCUUAGCCAGAUUAAAGAUGGGUUUGCUGAUGGAAAGGAUCUCGUGGCGAUUGUCAUGUCUGCAAUGGGAGAGGAGCAGAUCUGUGCCCUCAAGGAUAUUGGUCCUAAGAACUAAGUAUGAUGCUGUAGCAGUAGCUGUAGCUUAU
Molecule: messenger RNA, 595 nt
Organism: Prunus mume (Japanese apricot)
Lineage: Eukaryota; Viridiplantae; Streptophyta; Magnoliopsida; Rosales; Rosaceae
Source: RefSeq, a predicted model, not a curated record